GCUGCUACCACGGCCAACACGGGGGCCACGCGCCGCCGCUGCCGCCGCGCCGCCGCGACUCGCCCGCCGCCCACCAUGGCCCCGCAGCAAACAGGUAGCAGGAAGCGGAAAGCGCCCGCGCUCGAGGCGGCCGCCGCGGGCUCGUCGUCGCAGGGCUCGGCGGCGGCGGCGGACGGAGACGGGCCGCUGCUGCCCAAGAAGCCGAAGCGGCCGGCGGCAAGACGCUCGCUGCUGCACUACCUGAAGGGCCGCGAGGUGGGCGCGCGGGGCCGCGCCGGGCUCCCAGGCUUCGAGGGCGAGCUGCGCGGCUACGCGGUGCAGAAGCUGCCUGAGCUGCUGAGGGAGCGCGAGCUGGCGCUGGGCACCCUCAACAAGGUGUUCGCGUCGCAGUGGCUGAACGCCAGGCAGGUGGUGUGCGGCACCAAGUGUAACACGCUCUUCGUGGUGGACGUGCAGUCGGGUCAGAUCACGCGCAUACCUCUGAUGCGGGAUCGGGCGCCCGGGCCGGCCCGGGCCCAGCCGAGCUGCGGCAUCCAUGCCAUCCAGCUAAACCCCUCCAAGACGCUUCUGGCCACCGGGGGGGAGAACCCCAACAGCCUGGCCGUCUACCAGUUGCCCACGCUGGAUCCCGUGUGCCUAGGAGACCGCCAUGGCCACAAGGACUGGAUCUUCGCCAUUGCCUGGAUGAGCGACACGGUGGCCGUGAGCGGCUCCCGCGACGGCACCGUGGCGCUGUGGAGGAUGGACCCCGACGUGUUCCAGGGCAGCAUCGCCUGGCACAACAACGCUGGGCUCCCCGUCUACGCCCACAUCCGUCCGCGGGACGUGGAGACCAUCCCCAGGGCCAGCACCAACCCCAGUAACCGCAAGGUGCGGGCCCUGGCCUUCAGCGGCAAGAACCAGGAGCUGGGAGCCGUGUCCCUGGACGGCUACUUCCACCUGUGGAAAGCGCGGAGCACCCUGACCAGGCUGCUGUCCAUCAGGCUGCCCUACUGCAGAGAGAACGUGUGCCUGACCUACUGCGACGAGUUGUCCUUGUACGCGGUGGGCUCCCAGUCCCACGUGUCCUUCCUGGAUCCGAGGCAACGCCAGCAGAACAUCCGGCCCCUGUGCUCCCGAGAGGGCGGCACGGGUGUGCGCUCCCUGAGCUUCUACCAGCACAUCGUCACGGUGGGCACGGGCCACGGCUCUCUGCUCUUCUAUGACAUCCGCGCGCAGAAGUUCCUGGAGGAGAAGGCCUGGGCCACCCCGCACUCCUCCCCGGGGCCCGCAGGGAGGAAGCUCAAGCUCACCUGCGGCAGAGGCUGGCUCAACCACGACGACCUGUGGGUGAACUACUUCGGUGGCAUUGGCGAAUUCCCCAACGCGCUCUACACCCACUGCUACAACUGGCCUGAGAUGAAGCUCUUCGUCGCUGGGGGGCCUCUCCCUUCAGGCCUCCAUGGGAACUACGCUGGCCUCUGGAGCUAAGGAUGGCUGUCCUGUCCUCAGAGUGCCCAGAUUUACCUUCCAGUCCCCUCUCAUGUUCCUUCUUCAGGCUGUGUUUGUGCUUUUGACUGUGGCUUUUAUCUUCCAGGUGGAAAGUGCCCAUCUUACCUCUGCUUAGUGUAUGAGGCAGAGAGAGAGAAGGCAGAAGUGGUCUCUUGGGCAAUCAAAACUUGGUGUUAAGAUUUUUCUGCACCUCCUCCAACACCACCAUCUUUUUUGCCUCUCUUACAAAGAAUUUUCGCUAAUCCUUAACUGUGGUCUCUCUUUUUGAGUGAUUCACCUAUGCUCUUUCUCUGGGCUGAUGCAGCCAUGGUUCCAACUACAAUUCAAUACUUUAGUUUUUAUCGCUAUUUCAACAGUAUGUUCACAUCUUUUACUCAUUUCAGAUGUAUUUCUGGAAAAUGUGUGCUAAAAAGUGUCUUUUGGGCUUGUCUGAGGAACUACCCAUCAUAUAACAGAGCAGGUUUAUAGUCCUGCUCCAAUUAGAAAAUGCAUUUCAAGUUCUAGAUUGCCACCAUUUGGGGUAUGUUUCAUUUGGAUGUGGAAACUCAGUGUUUGUUGUUUGUAUAUUGUUGGUGUAUAAAAUACUUUAAAAUAUGUUCUCUUAGUUAAGAAAUCUUACAAUGAUGUUCAUCCUAUUAAUCACAUUUUUGAUUAUUUAGUAAACAUUUAGUAUCAAUACCCCCCAGACCCUCAGCCUUCUUGUUUAAAUCUGCUAUAUUAUGGCCUGUUUCCUUGGGUAGCAUUUAUGCUACAGAUUUUCAGAACUAAUCAAAACUGGCCUAUAUGUGGCAGGACAAUCGGGGAGGUACUUCAGGGGUAAACAUUUCUUUACAUUUCAGGUAACACUAUCCAGGCAGCCAUUUACAGAGAAAGGCCGGCUGUUGUGCUCAAUGUAGGCGAUGUUGACAAUUUUUUAUUGUAUACAUGGAUAAGUCUUUUAUCUGGAUUGAGUAUGUGAUGUAUUGUAGGAAAAAAAUAAAACAUGUUGAGCAUUUUAGCAAUUAAGCGCUAGGCUAAAGUUUUUGAAUGCUUAAAUAUGUACUUUGUUUUUUCUUAAUUGUCCUUCCAGGAAUAUAUUUGUCAAAGCCAAAAAUCUUCCAGGAGAGAAACUGAAGGUGAAAUAUCACCUAUGCACACAUUACUCUGUACGUUUGUUUUUGAAAAGCAAACUUAUGCCAUUAUCAUGGGUUAAAAAAUUCAAUAUCAUCUUGAAUACCCUAUCUAACUAUACUUGCUAUAGGUUAGGACAGUGUCUUGUGUCUUUAAGAUGAUUUAACAAACUGUUUUUCAUUUAUACAAACAUACAUAUUGUGGUUAUAACUACCUACAUAUAUACUGUGGUUAUAACUGCCUACUCACGUAUACUGUGUAGUUGCGUAUGUGUAUGUAUUACUUCCCAUGUGAGGAAAAGGCCUAGAUGUAUGCCACUUUAUAUGUGCAGAUAUUUCAUAUAUUGUAAACUACAUCUAUGAACAUGUCCCACUUGGCAUUUUUGUUUUAAGUACUACAUGCACAUGACCAAAAAAAGAAUCAUACUUUAUGAAAGAUGUAGAGUGAAAAGUGAGUCUCAUACCCCAAGUUCCCUAAUCUCCUGCCCAUAGGUCACAAGCAGUACAUCUUGUGUGUGUACAUCCAUUUAGAGAUAGUCUAUACAUAUAUAAGCAUAUAUGUAUGUGUGUAUGCAACUUUUAUAUAAAUGACAGCACAUGCUUUACAUAUCUGUGCCUUUUUAUCAUAAAAUCUUAAAGAUUGUCUCUCAUACACAUCUACCUAAUUCAUUUUAAUUGUAUGGUAUUCCCUAAAAUAUGGUUGGAACAUAUUUUAUUCCUUUAUUACACUUUUGAUGAGCAUUUAUAUUGGUUCUUAUUUUCUGUUACUAUGAACUAUUCUGGAGCAAUUACUUAGGUCCAUACAUCUUUGUGUACAUGUGUAUGUAUACCUGCAGGAUAAAUUCCUAGAAAUGGAAUUGCUGGGUCAAUUUUACAUAUACUAGCCAUUGCCAAAUUACCCUCCAAAGAGGUCCUACCAACUUAACCUUCUAUAAUGGAUGCACACCUGCUUCACCACACUCUUGCCAACAGUGUGUCAUCAAAUUCUGUGCUCUUAACCAAUCAGAUAGCCGCUUGAUCUUAAUCCUUUCUUCCUAAGCUACUGUGGCUGAGUUAAUUAGAUUUGCGGUCAGAGUACCAAGUAGGUUCUGAAACAAAGAUCAAGAAUAUGAGGAAAUGAAGGCAAGCAAUAAAAAUACUGUCAAAGCAAAGGCAGAAAACACCUGCAGUUCAGGUUCACGUAUCUGCAGAUGGAUUACAAAAGACUACAUUUCUUAGAUGCUUAGCUGGACCUAGUAAAGCUUCCUGGCUUAUUGCACCCCAGUUUCACUUGUACUCAGUGCAUCACAUGUCAUUGAAGAAAAUCCAAAAAGGAGAUGAUGAGCGCCUGCACUAGGAUAUUUGAGGUAAGUGUGGAGAUGGAGGAAGUUAUUAGAAAAACGAGGGGAAAAUACAAUGAAGAAGCAGCAUUUGAUGUGAAGGGUGAAGAAAGCCAAGGAACUGAGGUGGACUCUAAGGCUCUGGACUGAAUGUAAAUGAACAGUGGCAACAAAUGAAUAUAGAAAAUAUAGCUACAGAGGAUACACAUGGAGGGUGAUUAACUCAACUGAGGACAUGUUGAACUUGUGGUGCCUAUGUAGCAUCAGGAGAACAUACCCAGUGAAGAAGUGGCUAUAUGUUCUAGAAUGAGAUUAUUCACUGCUGGGAAGCUGAGUGCUAUGAAAUUCUGGGGAACUCUCCCUUUUAGGGGCAGUCAGAAUAGAAAAGGUUUUAAAAAGUGGGGAGCAGAAUAUAAAAUAGAAGAGGCUUAUUUUACCCAGAAGCCAUGACCUCACCAGCAUGAGACAACAAAAUAUUUCCAAUUAUAUUAUAAUAACUUUUGAACUCCACCUCAGUCACAAAGGGCAGUUUUUCUUUCAGAGGUCCUCCCUAAAUAUUUAUCUAGGAUUUCACAUUAGCCCAUUAAUUCACCUUUUUUACUGGUUCUUAUUGGUACCUUCUUGGAGAAUGAAAAGUCAGAGUUUGGUCACAAAGCUGGACCUCACAGUGACUGCUGGACCACUUAACCUUGGUCUGAAAUGUCACCAGCACUUCCAACAGCCUGCUGGCACCUGUAUACCUGGCAGUCAUGCCAAAGCCCUGGCAGCUCACAGAGCUGAAAUAAUACCUCAUCACCAGAUGCUACUAGCCCAUGUUUGAGUUCCCGCCUCAAUGCCACAGGUGCCACUUUGCCCAGGCUACCAGAAGACACAAUCAUAAAAGUACAAAUAUAGAUAAUUAGAAAUGAAAAAGAAGGAAUAAUUACAGGCAUAGGUUUAUUUAUGUCAGGUAAUUUUAAAAUCUGAAUGAAAAAAUUAUCAGAAGAUAGAAAUAAUGAAACUCCAAGAACAAAUAAGAAACAAGAACAGACCAAUAACCCCAGAAAAUUGUAUUAUUUUGUUCAAUCUUACU
Messenger RNA from Sus scrofa (pig), 4991 nucleotides. RefSeq names its product DDB1 and CUL4 associated factor 12 like 2 (gene DCAF12L2). The record is from RefSeq and is a predicted model, not a curated record. Gene Ontology annotation, cellular component: Cul4-RING E3 ubiquitin ligase complex. Gene Ontology annotation, molecular function: protein binding. NCBI's taxonomy places the organism in Eukaryota, Metazoa, Chordata, Mammalia, Artiodactyla, Suidae.